Messenger RNA from Scylla paramamosain (green mud crab), 1101 nucleotides. RefSeq names its product band 4.1-like protein 4. The coding region runs from base 194 to 511 and encodes 105 amino acids. NCBI's taxonomy places the organism in Eukaryota, Metazoa, Arthropoda, Malacostraca, Decapoda, Portunidae. The record is from RefSeq and is a predicted model, not a curated record. The transcript is spliced from 7 exons.
UCUCUCUCUCUCUCUCUCUCUCUCUCUCUCUCUCUCUCUCUCUCUCUCUCUCUCUCUCUCUCUCUCCCUUGCCCCUACAGAUUCCCACGCUGCUGUACCACGGGAUGGAGAGUGAGAGAGUGGAGAAGAGGGAGCUGAUCAGAAGGGCUGUGGAAGUGGAAGGGUGCCCUGUCCGAGUCCUGCCAGUCCUGUUAUGACGUCCUAUGAGGGAGAAGACAACAUCGAGUACUUUUUGGGCCUCACACCAGCUGGGGUCGUUGUACUAAAAAAUAAGGCGAAAGUGGGGAAUUAUUUUUGUCCGAGAAUUUCCAAGGUGUAUUUUCGUGGGAGAUUUUUCAGAGUGAAAGAUAAAAAUAGCUUGGAGAACACCUACGGCUUGGAGACACCCAGUAAGUCAGCCUGUAAACACCUGUGGCAGUGCUUCUUCAGAUUGACUCAAGCUUCUGGGAAUUCUACGGAUGCUGUCUUCUCCCUUGGAGCUAAGAUUGGGUCACAGCAAGAAGGAUGGUGAGGUGAGGCAGGCCAGGCUCAACUCAAGGAUGCAGCCAGAAUUUACAAGGAUGCCAAGUAGGAGAUACCCAGUAAGUCAGCCUGUAAACACCUGUAGCAGUCUCCCUGCCCCUCCCUGCCUCCCCCAGAGCUUGGAGAACACCUACGGCGUGGAGACACCCAGUAAGUCAGCCUGUAAACACCUGUGGCAGUUCUGUGUUGAGCAUCACGCCUUCUUCAGAUUAACUCAAGCUUCUGGGAAUUCUGCAGAUGCUGUCUUCUCCCUCAGAGGAGGAUUGUGGAAAGUGCACAGGACAGCAAAACAUUUUUCGAUCAAGUUCUAUGACGUUAGGGGGUCGCAGCUCCUCCCCCCACAGCACCAGUUCAGCCUCGCAUCCCCCCAUUACCACCACCACCACCACCACCAGGGUACAAGGAGAGAGUCCCAAGUCCCUCCAGUCAACUACUACUACUACUACUUCUGGUGGUCAUGACUAUUGGGUGUUGAGAAGGGCCUCCAGUGUGGAUAGUCAGUUGUCGGUGGACUCCAGGGCUCACAGAAACACAGUUACAAGAACGCACCAAGCAUCUCUACCCCAUAGAAGGUUAUAC